Messenger RNA from Podarcis muralis (Common wall lizard), 8865 nucleotides. It is a transcript of the gene EIF4EBP2, whose product is annotated as eukaryotic translation initiation factor 4E binding protein 2. Gene Ontology annotation, molecular function: eukaryotic initiation factor 4E binding. The record is from RefSeq and is a predicted model, not a curated record. Gene Ontology annotation, cellular component: cytoplasm. Lineage: Eukaryota; Metazoa; Chordata; Lepidosauria; Squamata; Lacertidae. Gene Ontology annotation, biological process: negative regulation of translational initiation.
CCCCUCGUUUCCUGCUGCUGGCGGAGGCCGAGGGAGAAGGUGGCGGUGGAGGCGGUGGACGGAGGACAAGAAGCGCCCCGCAGCCGGAGCGAGCCUCGUCCGCGGAGGAAGCGCAGCAGCGCCGCCGCCCCCACCACCUCCUCCUCCUCCUCCCGCUUUCCUUCCGUGUGUGUGUGUGUUUGUGUGCAUUUGCUCCACCGCCGCCCCCUUCCUCCUCCUCCGCUUCCCUUUGCAGCCCCUUCGCGUCUCUUCCUCCCCGCAGCCCGGGACAAUAGAAGCAAGGGAGAUGUCCUCCUCCGGCGGCGGCGGCGGCCACCAGCACAGCCAGAGCCGCGCCAUUCCCACCCGGACGGUGCUCAUCAACGACUCCUCGCAGCUACCUCAUGACUAUUGCACCACGCCCGGGGGGACGCUGUUCUCCACCACGCCCGGAGGUACCCGAAUCAUCUAUGACCGCAAGUUUCUGUUAGAUCGCCGGAAUUCUCCCAUGGCUCAGACUCCUCCUUGCCACCUUCCAAAUAUCCCAGGAGUUACCAGCCCUGGUACAAUGACUGAGGAUUCCAAAGUGGAAGUAAACAAUCUGAACAAUCAUGACGGGAAGCCUAUAAUUGGUGAUGAUGCUCAGUUUGAGAUGGACAUCUGAUCUUCCAUGAGGGGCAACCAUGGGGAGACAGCAACUCCUGAUCACCUGUGCACAUCUGAUUUGGCCAACAGGAUCAACAACUGAAGGAUGGAAGAAGAAGAAGCUGUUUUCCACUGGAAUCUUCACUUCAGCUUUUGAAGUGCCAAAGGAUAAGAGGACUAUUUACCCCACUCCUCUUGAUUCCCAUUAGCCAUGCAAUGCUUCUCCCCUCCUCCUUUGCUCCCCCCCCCACUGUUUGUUUUUAACCCUUUCAUAUCCCUGGUUUGUGACUGAAUGGAAACCCAUGAUAAAUUUAUAGAGCUAAGGAGUGUCCCUUGGCUUCUCGCACUUUAGAGACAACUUAUCAAAUCAUGCACACGCGAGAACUUGGCUUCCAUCAGCAUUUGGAUAAUUAUUGCAAACAACAACAACACCACAAAAAGGGGCCAUGGAAGGGGUGGAUAUAUGCUUGAAGGGACACAACACUGCCGUUGUUCUCCUCUCCCUUAACUGCUGUCAAUUUAAUCCCAUUUGGUAACCUGUUUCUGUGUAUCUUUCAUUUGUGUGUGCAGUGCACUCACUCGGAUUCUUCCGCUUCUCCUUACUAAUUAGUAUAUCUCGGCACUUGGUGGGGUUCUGUCUUGUACAAGGGCUUUGCUAUGACGCCUUUCCAAAUUAUAAGUUCCCAUCCUGUUCCGAAGAACAGGUGAGAAACCUAGAAAGAGCCACCACUCAAAUCAUGCAUAUUUCCUCCUAGUGCCUGCUAGAAACUCCCCAUUUCAAAAAAACAAAACAAAAAAACCCUUCUCUCUUCAGCUUCCUAAUUUGAACCCAUCAGUGUUAAAGGAGAACCACAUUUCGUUCUGACUUAAUACCAUACUUGAUGGUCCUCUGGACUGUUUGUCUUCAAGUCUACUCUUCCCAUUUUUGCUGCUGUUAACAUCUGCCGGAUUCUUUCCAAGUCUACUAUUGUGCCAAAAGGAUUCAUUGAAACACCCUGGCUGUGCUUGACUAGAAUAGGCUUCGCAAGAGUCUAGUGCUCUUGCAUAAGCUUGGGACACCCUAAGAUUUACCUACUGGGCUGUUGAAAUAUGCCAUUCUGAUUUCAUGAUGUGUGACUUGGGGUGGCGGGCAAUCAAAAAGUUAGUGAGCCUAUUGGAGCAAGACCACCCAGCUGUCAUCCUGUUCACCCAUCUUCUUGCACAUUUCCUGAAUUCACACAUUACUAAAUCAGCUGGGUGAGCAAGGUACCCUUUAGUUGCUGAUAGCCUCACUUAAUUCGAUUCUUAUGGGUGAACUGCUUGCCUGGGCUUGAAAGGGAGAGAGCCCACUCACCAUGGGAGUUAUAAGGCAGUCAGGCUACCGUGUGAGAGUGGAUGAGUUCAUGCCUUGGUUGCGGUGCUAGCUGAUAACUUGAACUGUGUAAAAAUGCAUCUCCCUAAGGCUGCAAUAUUUUGUCACGUUUAAUUGGCUAGAUCGAUCCAUUAAAACCCAUUUUCUCAAGUAAAACAAACCUUUUUUAAUCUGACUAUUUUUAGCGUGAGUACCUAGCAGAACCUACAUGCAGGCAGCCGAAGAGACAUAACAGGAAGUAAUGUUUUGAAUAUGAUGCUGCUUAUGACACAUGGGGUGCAUCAUAUGCCAGGUAUGUUAAGUUUCCCUCCCUGCAAACAAUUUUUAUUAAUAUGCACAGUGGGUAGGUUGAUUUGCAUCACAUUCCUGUGCAUGUUUAUUUGGAAGUAAGUCGGGCUCGGAACACACAAAAAGCGUGUUCAGGAAGACAGCUGCUAAGGUUCCUUUGCUUAGAUGUCAGCCUUCUCCCAGGCACCAAGCGGUUGAUGAUUGCAGCGGUUCAUAUGGUAUCAGCAGUGCUUUUUUUCUGGGCAUGGGGGACGCAGGGGAACGUAUACCCCUCAACAUUUUGUGAAUCUAAGUUUGGCCUCAUUGAGGGGCAGUAUUUCAAUAUGAGUAGGAAAAUGAGAGUACCCCUCAACAUUGUUUUAAAGAAAAAAAGCACUGGGUAUCAGUAUGCCAUGGCGGCCUCUUUUUCCUGGGGCAGGAUCUCAUCCUGCUCUGGUAGUGUUUGCAAAUGGGAUGACUGGAUCGUACGGUCCACAGUGGAUGUCACAGUGUGGUGUGGCAAUUUCCCCCAAAGGAUUUCAUUCGGUUGCAGCUUGGUAGUUGUAGCACGGUACCCCAGCCUCAAGGAAAGUAGCAGCCUCACGCUAUACUUGUGACUUCUGAAUUGGUCCUGGGAGUUAAGCUGAACACAAAUGAAUGGGCAUUGGUGACAGAGAAAACUUCCAACACAUGAACUCAUCCCUUGGAAUAGAAUUCUGCCCCUAACAUCUCUUCUAUAAAUUGGCAAAGAUCUUUUCUCUUCUUGUGAUUUAAAAGGGAGGGUCUAGUAACUUUUUUCUUCUUGCCUGCACUAAAAUGUGAAUAUAGGAGCAAAAUUGCUUUCUAACUGUUGAUCUCUCAGGAAUAGGCUCUGCUUGCAAUGUUUCUGGAGGACGCAACACUGCCCCUUAAAAGUGGUUGUGGUGCAAAAAUGAACUAAGCUGUGAUAAGCAGAGGGGAUGCUCUUUAGCCGCGUUGCAAAACUUCCUGAUUUUGCUUUGUUUUUGGUCAGGGUAGUUCUGAAGUGCACUAUAAGUCCAGCCCAGAGUCAGGGCACAGUUGAAUUUCCAUCCUUCCUCUUGCAUAAUUGCCAGCAGUUGUUUCUGGAACCUCGUCGGCUUUUCUGUUGAUGAGGCAGAACAGAGACCGUUUGCUCUGCAGUGCUGACAGUAGUGGAACUCGGAUUUGUCUAUGACCUAAGCCAAUUUAGGCUGCAGUCGUAACCCCAUUUACCUGGGAGUGAGCCCUGUUGAAUUCAGUAGGACUUAACUUCAGGGUUGACAUUGUUAGGAAUGUGCUGUUAAUUGGUGAGAUGGAGGAGAAGGGCUGUACUUCAGGUGUUGCUGACAGCCACUUUUCUAAUAGUAUUUUUCAGAAACUCUCUUGGACUAAAGGAAUGGCUUCAAACUUGCACACUCCCAAAUCUCCAAGGGGUUACAUACUAUGAAAGACAUUUGGUAGUACCAUUCCUUCCACCUCAUAACAGAAAGUAUAUCCCUUAGCAUGAAAUGCAUCAGGACUUUCUAUGUGUCACAAUCAGUUUAGUUGCUGCUGCUGCUGUUGCCUCCGUAAUCUUUUGGACAAAGAUAAGGAAAGAAAGACUAUUUGAAUAGUUCAGUGUAGGUGAUCAUAUUUCUCUUUCUUGUUCUGCAGCAAGUUUCCAGCAUUUCUCCAGGCAAGUCUCUUUGUGCCUCAAUUCCCCACUUGCUAAGAUGGGGACAAUAGACUCCUACCUCACAGGGUUGUUGUGAGGAUAAAUUGGUAGACAUUUGUAAGGCACUCCCCCCAAAAACCAACCCCUGGCAUGAGUGCCAUGAAGAAACCAAUAAAUCUUACAUUUAUUUUAAUACCCAGCCAGGUGGUUCAGUCGUGGCCAUGAAAGAAGAAAGGCUGCUAGCAUCUCCUGGAUUAUUUCCCUAUGGCGAACAACUUAGUUUUUAAGAGAGCAUCAUUUUGAUGGAACAAAGGUUGAAGGGCCAGCAACAGUUGCUCUGAGAGUUGAAUGGGCUAAGGGCUCCUUGGUGCCUUUCCUCUGCAGAUGCUAUACCAGAGGUUUAUCCCCCCUGUGCAUUUCAGUUGCCCAGUCCGUUUUUGCCUGUGGCUUGGCCUGCCCAGGGGAGUGAGUAGCCAAGCUGCCCAAGGAGAGAACUCUUUCUGGGGAGAUGGCACAAAGCCCUUUGCCUGUGACUCUGCUCCAUGCUGAAGAAAAGGGCUGAGAUAACACAGCAUAAGGAUUGGGGGAGCUAUAUGAAAGGGCCCUGGGCUGCCAGCUGCGCCCAUCACUUCUCUAGCAUACAGCAGUGCUGAGCCGAGCCAACUGAACACUAAGCCUACACAGCAGCCUUUAUAGUUCUGGCUGUCUAGUUUGAAGGAGGGGGGAGAGUCCUUUAAAUGCCCGUGCAAUUGCAGUUCUCUGUGCAGUCUUCUUGCUGCAUCCUGUGCUUCCAAGUGGUGCUCCGGUUUAUGCAAGAGAUCAAACCGAUUCCCCAUCAGGUUAUAAGUUGUGUUGACUGAACAAUCACAAAUACAUAUUCAGUGGCUUGCCAUUUUAAGACGACAGAACACACAGGCACUCCGAACAUGCCCUUUCCCAUUACUUUUAAUCCUGAUUCCAAGAUACUAAGAUGGAAAGUUGCACUUUUUUAAAAACAGCAACAACAGUGCAGUUUUCUGCAACUGCACUGAGGAACGGUGUUUAACCCUCGGCAGUCACUUAAAAUUAUGUUUGCUGCUGGCUUUUAUGCUGUAAUGAUGUUACUUGAAAGAUUUCUACUUGAUGGCUGAGUGAGUAAAAAGUUAACAAAAAAGAACCCGACAGCAAGUUCGUAUUUUUACCCCCACAAACUCAAAACUGCAAUUUCUUAUAUUGUGUCUUCCUCACAAUGUCACCACCAAAGCUAUACGGUGGGUGUUUGGAUUUCAUUUUAUCUUGCUUUUUAAAAGCAUUUUUGGCUGGCUGAGACUCCCAAGUGCUGUUGCGACAACUCUGAUCUAUACCAGUCAUUUUAGAUUACCAGGGCUGCAAUAUUUAGUCUAUCAAUCUUUAGAUUAACAGGGCUGCAAUAUUUAGUCUAUCAAACAUUUUGGUCAGCAGAAAAAAGGAACAGUAGAUUGAAAAAAUAAACUUUAAUACAAGUACUUAUACAAAUCGCAGUGAAAACACCCAUUUUAGAGGCCCUCCCCCAUUUGUGAGAGAAAAUGGGUAAUAUAUCUUUUAAGGCAAUGUUACCCUUUAUUUGGCAUGGUGGUGUUUUUUUUUAAGCUAUUGUAUGUGCAAAUACAUGCAGUUUUAAUUAGUUACCUGACUAAAACUUAACCAUCAGCUAAGAUUUAUUUAAUCACUUGACAGCCUUAUUGAUCAGUCUAUAUUAGCUUGUCUUUAUGCACACUAGUAUGUGAUGAGUCAGGGAUGGCCAAUGUCUGUAUUCUGUGGCUGUUCUGGAGGCCAGAAAUGUGUUUUGCCUGGAUGGCCAGACAGAUUCCAUAAUAAAUGGUGCAAUCUUGCAGUAAAGGGACAUCACAGUUGUGUUUGAGCCAAAGAGAGUUGUAGCAUGAACCGUAUCUCUUGCUUACCCCACUUGCAAACACCCCCCCCUUUAGUGCUGAAAUUGUAGGAUACUUUUUACUAUGCCUUUGAUUAAAGUACAUUAGGGCCACUAGCUAAUACAGUAUUGGAAGUUUGGGAAUUAUGAGGCUACCCUGGAAGAAGGAAUAUAGCUGCCCUUAUCACCUAGUGUAGUAAGGAAGCAAAUUGUGGCGUCAAACAUUGCGGCGUUAUGAAGGCACAUCUGAUGUGGGGCAGGGGAAACCACCACUGAAAAGGAAACCCCAAUGACAUGGCACAGUGGUAUAUGAUUUGGGGGGCAUGUUGCCAGAAAUACCUAGAUAACAUGCAUUUUGGGUGUGCCUUUAUUCUGAGAUAACCAAGAGCAUGUACAAAACGCCAUGCAAAAAAAAGAUAUGGUAAAUGUAGUGCAUACAUUGGCUGAAACCUGUGGUUGGAGUAGGCAGUUUUCUGCUUCAAGUUGGCUUCUAAACUUCCAGCUUUCUGACAUAACUGCCGCUGAAAGGAAAAUGUGCCAGGAGGCCUGAGCCUCUACUAUGCCUUAUGUUUCCAAUACCCUUCCUUACCUAUACAAGAAUAUUCAAGCUCCAACACCUGACUAUCCUUGUUUCUACAUUAAAUCUUGCAUCGUGAGUUUCUUGUUGCAAUAACAAGUCAGAUCCCAGGUUUUCAAAGAGCACUUUUGUCGGCCCUUAGCUAAAAUUGGACAUUUGGGCUUGCUAUACCUGUAAGAACCCUUACAGCCCUCAAGAAUUGUCGCUUUGGUAAGCCUUUCGUUCUUACACCUUUGUAUUUGGGAACCACCAGCUGGCUCUCGCAACCAAGGGUGAGUCUUGAGUGGAGUAGAAAGAUUGGGAACCGAGUCAGUAUUUCAUUUUAAAGGGGGGUGAUUGUGAUGGUCUGGAAUCAGGAGUCUUAUCAGGAAUAUGUAGUUACACUUUUGCUUAAUUUCCCCCAUGAUAGGUAUCCUGAUAGGUAGCUCACCAGCUCAUACAGAUCACCAGUUUUUGUGACAUAGACUAGAAUUGAAGAUACUCAAGUACUUACCAUUGUUAACUUCUACUGUGACUUACUUCUGUUGUAUUAGUAACACCUUUAGCGUACUGAACUAAGAGCAACAUAAUGGAUGCUUAAAUGUGGCCUUGGAAUCUGUUCUGUGUUACGCUGGAGUACCACGUUUAUUGACUUUGAACAGAAACCACAUUUGGAAAAGUUGGCCAAAUCAGUGGUGGAGUUCUUCGUACUGUCACCAAAGAUCACUAGCACAGUGUUGUAUCAAGUUGUACAAGUAUUUCCACCAAUGAAAAAAUGUUUCCAGACCCCAAUUAAAAAUCACAGUCACUAUUACUUUAAGUGUCACAUUCUAUGGUAUUUGGUUGUGUACAUAGGAUGUAAGUUGCCAGUGGGAUUUACCAUUGUAAAUCAACUAAGGCAUUGGAAGGGAUGCUAGCUUCCUUAAGAGACCCAGGGAAGGUUUGAGAUUUCACAUCAGUAGGCCAUUUCUUGUCCGGGAUCCCUUCAAGCAACCAGCACCAAUUUCACACCGGGGAGUGACAUUCUAAUGUCAGCCUUGGGUUCCUGCUGUCCGCUGCCAUUGUAGCUCUGGUACUUCUCUUUGCAAUUUCUGGUGCCUCUCAACCAUUGAUGAUACUGUCCUUGAAAUUUCAAUAGAUUGUUUUAUUUCCACUAGUAUAGUUAGCCAUUGAUUAUAUUCAGUAUUUCACUUUGGGUCUCAGGACUGUGCUAAAUCAUUCUUGAGUAGUUUUCUAGUUGGGAUAUUUUGGCGUCAAAGAUGAAGAGAUGUUUCACUCCUUUUUUUUUUCAUUUGUGCUAAUUUUAUUUCUCUCUAAAUGUACUUGGCUGAUUGAUGUAGCAAUGAGUUUUAACUCAGUUUUUCUUUCUCUCUUGGGCUGGGAGAAUAGUCCCUUCUGCAUUUCCGUAAUUGUUCAUAAUGGUAAAAGAGUUCAUAUAGGAAACCUUGAUAGGCAUUUUGAGAAGUAAACUUCGUUUAUGCCCCUGCGACGUUCUGUGAACUGAACUUGAUUGCAACAGUUCAUAAAAUGGAUUUACAGAAAUUAGCUGCUCCUUAUGCACAUUCUGUGUGGCAAUGAUCUGCUUGCCUUUUUCUUUUCUUUUUGUCUCCUUCAUCCUGACGUUAUGCUGCACAGAAAGCUUGAGAGGUUGAAAGAUUGGCUUUUGAUAGUCAUCAGCAAAAUUGGGCAACUGUGGAAAAUUAUAAAUCUAUUGUGUGGAGAAAGGGUGAGUGCAAAAAAUAAAUAUGUAUAUGUAUGUGGGUGGAUGCUUAUACACACACACAAAUAUAUAUAAAUAUAUAUAUAUAGAUAUAUAUAUGAAUUUUUAGAGAAAUAAUGAACUGUGUUGAUGCUUUUAAUGCAGGGAGAAAUUUUACUUAGGGCUGAUCAUAGGGAAUCUCUGGUUUAGCAGAGCAUACAUUUCACAAAACCAGCUUUACAACAUCCAAGGAUAAUUUAUCUUGAUCCCAAAAUGCAAAUGCAGCAGGAACCAGGUAUAAAAAUAUGUGUGCGAGUCAAAUAAGAUGUGAAAGAUUUCAUCAGCAUCUUGGUCUGUGUUUACAUCAAGAACACAACAGGACUUCCCUUCCUCCUCUUGCAAUCUCCCUCUCUCAUGUCAAUCUGCAUCUCUGCAGGAUGGUAAUCCAGUGUGCCUUUCUUCACCUUAAGACAGGAGAAGAAUUAUUAACAUUUGUGGGGCAGCUUGUUUUCUGGGUUUUUGUGGCCUCCUCGGGAAAAGUGUGGAGGCUGCUGCCAAUAAAAUUACUGAAUGUCUCUGACACAUUUUUUUUUAAAAAUUGGUUAUACCUGUCUCCUUCCUAUUUACUGAACACGUCCUUCCUCACCCUCCAUAUUCUGUCUUUGUCUAAAUGUAAUCCUGGUUUAAAAGAAAACAGAAGUCAUCUGAACAAUCCUUCGGCUACUUCUGUACAAAUCUGGUUUUUACUGAAACAGGUGUUUAGGGAAAACACUCUCACCAAUGGUUGCUGUUACCAUGAGAUCAAUAAAGAUCUUGAUUAUAUCAA